Melanaphis sacchari is the source of this 853-nucleotide messenger RNA. Its product is annotated as protein LZIC-like. Gene Ontology annotation, molecular function: beta-catenin binding. The coding region runs from base 223 to 783 and encodes 186 amino acids. NCBI's taxonomy places the organism in Eukaryota, Metazoa, Arthropoda, Insecta, Hemiptera, Aphididae. The record is from RefSeq and is a predicted model, not a curated record. The transcript is spliced from 5 exons.
GAUAACUGAUAACAGUGACAACUGACAAGUCUCAAAUUUCUCAACAAUUUAUUAUUCAAAAGUCAUAACUACUAACUAGUAACUAGUCUAAAAAUAGUAAAAAUUACAUUUUUUUUACAACUGGUAGGAAAGUAUCUAGGAUAUAAAAAAAUAACUUGUCUACCAAUUUUAAAACAGGUUCCUUUUCGAUUACUGUUAGAAUUGUUCUAAACUUUGAUCAAAAUGUCUGACGAAAAUAAAAUGUUAAGAGAGAAUCUAGAAGCUCAAUUGGAUCGCUUAGUCCAAGAACUUAGCGAUAUAGAUGAAUGCAGAAGUGACAUGACUGACGAUGAAUAUAACGAGUCAAAAGAAGAUAUUGUCGAACAGCUAAAAGAAUUUAAUGAUAGAUUAAAUAAAAUUACUGCUGGUAACAUGACUCUACAUGACAAUUUCAGCAUUAUGCGUUUAGCAACUAGUGCAGCCAUAACAGAAGCAUUUCAAACACCUUCUAUCAUUAAGAUGUUUGCCAAGAAUGAACCAAAUGCACUCAAAGACAAACGCAAUCAAAUUGAAAGGAAUAUAAAGCUUGGUAAAUUAAGCUUGGAGGUUGGAAAUCGACAAAAGCUUGAAGUAUUAACUGCAUUGAGACAUCUUGGUUGUGAACUAACAGAUAAUGAUAAAGUAUUUAUCCGAGAAGAAACAAGCAAACUUCAAAGUAAUGUGCCAUCAAAUGGUUUUAAUAUACCCGACUCUUAUGAAUUUGAUUUCAAUAUGUUUUUGAAACUGGAUGAUACUACAACUUAAACAGUGCUUAUUUCAUUUUAAUAUUUAAAUACUACUAACCAGUGUGAUAAUGAAUAAUAACAUUUUAUGU